GUCAGAAUGUCAUUCAGGUUCUGAAAAGCCUGAGCGCUGUUGUUAUGAGCAGAGGGGAAGGCUGUCUGAAUGUUAACCCAGACAAACUGUUGGAUGUAAUCAAGUUGACUGUCAAGAAACUUGAUCAGAGUUCUGAUAUCAGAGAAAAGGCGCAAUGUGCGAGAAUCCUCACGUCUUUUUUAACUGGAUUGUCUACGGUGGAGGUAACUGUAGAGAUGGACUGGGUGAGGGAGCUUGUUCUGGUUCUCAAGAAACUCAUCACAACCCAUUUAGCACCAGAUGAUAGUCAAGAUGUCCUGGGACUGGUUUGUGCCUUGGUCAACACCGUGGGGCCACAAAUUCUCAGCCCACAAGUAUCUAGAGGUGAUGAGUUCCUCAGGGCUGUCGUAGGCAGGGUGGCCAUAGAGGUCUAUAUGCAGCUGGACAACAUUCAUGAUUGUAACGCCUCUCAGAGGUAUCCAGUGUUGGACAAAGUUUACAAGCUGCUGAGUUCUGUCGUCCAAUUCCUAGCAGAAGUGGGAGACCAAGUUGAUUCCAACACUAUCAUCCUCAUCUACAGAAAGCUAGUGGAAAUCAGUGACAUCAUCAUGGCGUUUCUCUUCAGUGUGGCCAGUCAAGAAAUCCCAUUUCCCAAACACCACAUUGUGGUGCUAAUCUCUGUGAGAACGUUGGCGGCCAUGUUAACUGAGAUAACAGAAGAGGUAACACCUAGGAUGCUGGAGUUACUGCCUUUCUUUAACUUAUUGUGCCAAAAUGAUUUGGUCAUGGACAGGGAAAACACAGCACCACCUGCCCUAGCCAUCAAGUUUAUGGAAGCUGAUACAUGCAUUGAGUCAUGUAAUAUAGCAGAAUCUGAAGAUGCCAGGUUUGAUCCAAACCUUGGUUCAGAACAUCAUGAAAUGGAUACUUCUUCUAGUGAAUUGCCUGGUGUGUCUAGUCCCAUAGCUGAGAACUGUAACCAUGUGGACCCAAGCCAGAACACAGUUGAUAGCUUUGGUCGUCUAACUGUAUCAGCUACUGAUACUCAUGAAGCAGACAAGGACACCUUUAAAAUGCCUCCAGCAUCAUCAUCAUCCUUGACUGCUGCUGUUCUCUUGCACACAGAAGAACAGCAGCGUGAUAAUGACACAGUUAACAAAAAUGAUAUUCUUCAGGAUAAAGAGAACACAUUAUCACAGAGCAGUGAUAUUUCUCUAAGUGAAAAAAGUAUCAAAAACUUCAGAGUUUAUCAAGCCUCGGUUUAUUCAUUAAAAACCAAACCAAGGUCUGCAAGCUCGAGGAAGGUAUCAUUCGUGGAAGAAAUGCUUACCGUAAAUGAUCAAGUUGAGUCAGAACAGUGGAAACCGACGCCAGAUGAUGUUUUAGGGUAUCUGUUGCCAGUCUACAUGCAUCUGUUGGACAACCCAACAGUUUUAGAUGUAAUGGAAAGAUGUGGUACAUUCGAGACCAUUGUCGCAUUUCUGAAAACUUCUUUGUCUCGUUUGAUCGACAAUGAGAGUUCUGGAUAUCCAGAGAGCUCAACCAUCAAUGCCAUGUCAGUGAUUGAGCUGGUCUACACAAAUUAUCCAUUAGCUGCCUCAAACCUGGACUGCUUCAAGGAGUUGUUUGAAUUCUCUAUCUUGACUCUGCUAAAAUUACUGAUUCAGCCCCAUCCACCAGCUCUGGUGUGUCUGAAGCUUCUAGAAGUUACCUUGGCUACAUACAGCAUACAGAUGAGAGGUGACACAGAGACGCCAUCGUUGACCCGGAUAAAGGCAUCCCUGUGUCCACUGUUCAGUGCUGCCAUCAAAUAUCUCAGUUACUUCUAUGAGAUCCGACAACACCAGGGCUGUCAAGUCUUCUCACUGCACAUCAGGAAAGAGUUCAGAGAUAUCUGGCCCCUGGCUGAAAAAUCUUGGACCCAGUGUGUUGCUGGGCUGGGUCAGCUGGUGAAAUCACCUGAAUUCCAGGAUGCUCUGGUCGCGUCUCAAAUGUUGCCAGAAUUUAUGUCCUAUCUGGUCAGUUUAGAUGAUUCAUCUGCAUCCUCCAGAGCUGUCCGUCAAGUGAUCAAAUCCAUGUUUUCUCUGAUUGAGUCAGCGGCCGUGGGUUCAGCUGCCCUUCGUAGGCUGAUAUUUGCCCAUGGUGGCCAGGUAAUCGCCAGAAAAUUUCAGCUGAAGAAACUGGAAAGAUGCCUCGAGAGUUUUUCAAAGACGGCAUAA
This is a messenger RNA of Candidula unifasciata, 2198 nucleotides long. The record is from the annotation of a GenBank genome assembly. NCBI's taxonomy places the organism in Eukaryota, Metazoa, Mollusca, Gastropoda, Stylommatophora, Geomitridae.